AUGGCGGCGAAGGUGACGGUGGAGGAGGUGAGGAAGGCGCAGCGCGCGGAGGGCCCGGCGACGGUGCUGGCCAUCGGAACAGUGACGCCGCCGAACUGCGUGUACCAGGCCGACUACCCGGACUACUACUUCCGGGUCACCAAGAGCGAGCACCUGACCGACCUCAAGGAAAAAUUCAACAGGAUAUGCCGCAAGUCGAUGGUCCAGAAGCGCUACAUGCACUUGACGGAGGACAUCCUGCAGGAGAACCCUAACAUGGCCUCGUACUCGGCGCCAUCCCUAAACGCACGGCAGGAUAUCCUGGUGGACGAGGUGCCAAAACUGGGUGCCGCGGCGGCAGAGAAGGCGCUCAAGGAGUGGGGCCAGCCGCGGUCUCAAAUCACGCACAUCAUCUUCUGCACCACCUCGGGCGUGGACAUGCCCGGCGCCGACUCCCGGCUCAUCAAGCUCCUCGGCCUGAGCCCCUCCGUGAAGCGAGUCAUGCUGUACCACCAGGGCUGCUUCGCCGGAGGGAUGGUGCUCCGAAUCGCCAAGGACCUCGCGGAGAACAACCGCGGUGCCAGGGUGCUCAUCGUGUGCUCUGAGAUCACCGUGGUAACGUUCCGUGGCCCCUCCGAGUCUCACCUCGACUCGCUCGUCGGCCAGGCUCUGUUCGGCGACGGCGCGGCGGCGGUGGUCGUGGGCGCAGACCCGAAUGAGCUUGUAGAGCGGCCAUUGUUUCAGCUGGUAUCGGCGGGGGAGACCAUCCUGCCGGACUCGGACGGCGCCAUCGAGGGCCACCUCCGUGAGGUUGGGCUCACCUUCCACCUCCAGGAAAGGGUUCCGGAGCUCAUCUCCACCAACAUCGAGCGCCUGCUGGAGGAGGCUUUCAAGCCGCUAGGCAUAUCGGACUGGAACUCCAUCUUCUGGGUGGCGCACCCUGGCGGCCCGGCCAUACUGAACAUGGUCGAGGCCAAGGCUGGCAUCGACAAGGCCAGGCUCCGUGCCACCCGCCACGUCCUGGCUGAGUAUGGCAACAUGUCGAGCGCCUGCGUGCUCUUCAUCCUCGACGAGAUGAGGAAGUUCUCCGCCGAGGACGGACGAGCUACGACCGGCGAGGGUAUGGACUGGGGUGUCCUCUUUGGCUUCGGCCCCGGCCUCACGGUCGAGACCCUCGUUCUCCACAGCGUCCCCAUCCCUACUGGGCAUUCUGCGUAA
Molecule: messenger RNA, 1197 nt
Organism: Panicum virgatum (switchgrass)
Lineage: Eukaryota; Viridiplantae; Streptophyta; Magnoliopsida; Poales; Poaceae
Product: chalcone synthase C2-like
Exons: 2
Coding region: 1-1197 (398 amino acids)
Biological process (GO): polyketide biosynthetic process
Molecular function (GO): acyltransferase activity, transferring groups other than amino-acyl groups
Source: RefSeq, a predicted model, not a curated record